AUGACCUUCCAUGAAAAAUUGAGAUUAGUAUCAAGAAAACUCGAGAUUACCGAAAAAGAUUUAAUCGAUUUAUCAAAAACGAAAUUAAAAAUCGUUUCCAUUGCACUUCCGGAAAAUUUGGCCGUUAGAGAGAAAUUGAUCGAUAUUUAUAUUAAAAAUUUCAAGCACGGUCAAGAAAAUACAGAUAAAAGCGAAGACGUAAUGGAGAUCGAGGAAAUUUCCAAAAACAUUUUAGAGCUGAAAGAAGUUAACGAGAAUAAUGACAGACAUUUUUCUACUGGAAUUCCGGAUGAUUUCAUGGAUUGGGAAGAUGCGGAAGGAAAUUUUCGAGGAAAAAUGGAUGAUACAUUUGGGCAAAUUUGCAAGGAAAGCGUGUUUAAAAAAUUCGAAGAGGUGCCAACAAUACCAGCACGUUUAAUUAGCUUGAUGAAGGUCCUGAAUGCCAAUGAGACUUUACCCAAACAAAGGAUCUCUUUAUUCCCUGAGUUGCUCUCUUUAAUCGAAGACUUUGGAGAACGAACUUUCGCUGUAAAAAAUUCGAAUGUUCUCCUGCAUUGGUAUAAUAGCAAGGAAGAUGAAACAGAAGACACUACUAUUUUUGAGACAAAUUUCAUCAAUAAAUCAACUUUUUGCAAUCUGAUCUUUGAACUGUUUCUAACAAAAUCUGGAAACAAAAGAGAAAUAAUCAAUUUUGGAAACUACAAAAAGCAGAAGAAACUUUUACAAACAAUUCAAACACUAUUAUGGAAAAAUUCUUUGGUCUUAAAUUCAGACGAAUUCAAGAUAUCCACUAACGAUUCUAUUCUACUACAAUUUUACAUAAAUUAUUACUUAUCUGCUAUGAACAAAGUCAUAAAUACUUUUACCUUAAAAUUAAACGAUGAACAAAAUGAUCUAAAACAUCGUUUUCUUCAACCGAUAGAAUCAUUGCAGGAAAUAAAUGAAAAGUUAGAAAAUGAAAACAAUGCAAUUGAAAGAGGAAAUGGCUGGCUGAUCUUAGGGUAUCUUCAAAUAUUUCUUUUUUAUGAUUUAGGAUCCAUUGAUCCAGUUCAGAAAAUUGCAUUAAAAUCAAAAUAUAUACGCGAAAAUAUCUCUGAAUUGGAACACUUAAUGCGCAUUGAAAAUUUGCAAUCUAAUAUCCUUGGAACCUCUUUAUCAAAAGAACGAGAAAUAUCAAGAAUUAAUCAUUUGAAAAUAUCAUCAAAUGAAGCAAAAAGUUUUGAAAAUUUCCAAGCAGUUAGACCCUCAUUGAAUUUCCAAAAUUUGAGAGAAGAAGUAGAGAAUUUUUCAAGUAAUAUAGGUUCAUUUGAGUCAAUAUUUAAACAAGUCAAGCAAUUAAAUGAAGUAGCUCAACAACUUCAUAAGAAAGAAUGGCAAGAAUCGCAUAAAGAAAGAUUGCAUGAAGCUGUAAUUUGGAAGAAGUCAUUAGAAAGAUUCUCUGGAAAAUUAGAAAAUAACUUCCUAAUUGGUUUCCCAGACUUGGUUUCACCAAUGAUUUCAGCAAUUUCUAAUUUACAUCAUGGAUUAUCAAUUUUAAUUCAUGAACUUUCAAACAUGCAGUUUGAGAACUCUAAUGGUGAUAUCUGUUAUAAUUUGUUGCGAUUCCCUGUAACUGGCUUGUGUCAGGAAAAUUACAUAAAUUUGGUGAAACUAUGUUCUUCAGAGAAACUAGUUUCCAUUUUAAUGAAACAAUCAAAAUCAAAAUCUGUCCAAACAAACAGAUUUACAAUGAUUAAAAUUGCAUUGAAGGAACUUGAAAAUUUGUCUCUGGUUGUUAGAAAUGAUAUAAAAUCACUAUGGGAAGAACUAAAUAAAAUAUUUCUCAAGAUUAGGAUCUUAUGGAAGGAACAAGAAAAAAAAAGAGAAGAAGAAAUGAGAGAAAAACAAAGCUUGUUCAAAACAAAAUUUCAAACAAAAGAAGAAGAAGAAUUAGAUUUCAGAAACAUGUUCCCAGGUUAUCAACAAGACUUCCUAGAACUAGCAGAAGUAUUCCCAGGGAAUCUCUCAGAACUAGAAAGAAUUCCAGAAAACGUCUUCAGAAUGGGUAGAAACAAUUUAGAAACUGAUGAAUUUAAUUUGAAGCCCAAUUUCAUUGAGCCUUUAAUCCAGAGAUUUGAAAUGAUAGGAUCUUCAAUAAAAACUUGGUCAGAAAAUUUGUCUUCUCAACUAGUAUGCUGCUUAAACGUGAUAAUUUCACAAAAAUCCAGUUUUGAUGAUAGAAAAAAUAAUUAUAAGGUAUAUGAUUUCUAUAGAGAUCCAAAUAUACCAGAAAUUGAAGAAUGUCAACCACUUUUUGAUAGACUUUGUGAAAGAAUCAAUGAAUUUUUAAAGGAAUGGCCUGAUAAUCCGAUUUUAAAUUCAAUAAAACUGAUAAUCGAUAGACUUUUCAGUUUUUCCAUUGAUUCUUCAUUAUCUAGAUUUUUAGUUGGAGUGGAAUUAUUACUAACGAAAAUUAAACAAUGGGAAGAAAAUGCUCGCUCUGAUGUCAGUUUGGCAGAAUUUAUUGAAUCUUUUGGUGCAAAGAUUCUUUGUUGGAGAAAACUUGAGAUUUCAAGGUGGAAGGAUUCGUUGGAAGUACUUGAAGAUGAUUUGAAAACAGAAGCGUCAAAGUGGUGGUUCUUCUUAUUUAAUUUGAUAGAUCAAUACAUUAUAGAGAACACUGAGAAUGUUGAACAGUCAAAUGAAACUGAAAAGUUAAAAGAUUCAAGUAAAUCUGAUAACAUUUCAAAAGAAAAGAUAAUUGAAAGCUUGGAACGUUUCUUAACAGAAUCAUCUUUAAUCGAAUUUGAAACAAGACUCCAAUUAAUGUAUCUUUUUCAUCAACAUAUUAGUCAUUUCGAAGAAACAAGAAAACAGAAAGAAUUAUUAGCUAUAUUCUGGAACAUUUAUUUCUAUUAUAGUCAGUUUCUUAAUGAUGUUCAAAAUAAGAUAAAGGUAUUGAAAGAGCCUAUUGCUAAGAAAUUAAAAGAUACCAUUAAAAUUACAAGGUGGAAUGACAUAAGUUAUUGGUCUGUAAAAAACACUGCUGAAAAGACACGAAGAACAUUACACAAAUUUGUGAAAGAGUUCCAAAAAUGUUUACAAGAAAAUGUUGCAUCCACUUUGACUUUAAAAACGAAAGCAGAGAUAUUAGAAACUAAUUCUAGAAAAGAACUUGAACCUGUUGAUUUCUUAGUCAAUUUAGAGUCAAGAAACCUGCAGAAGGUUGAGAAACUAACACACAAAGCUCGUCAGUUUUGUGAAAAUAUUAUUGCAAAAAAUGAUUAUCCCCAAAUUCGAAAGGAUAUUGAAAUUUUUAUAGACGAAAGUCUUGAAGAAAGUAAGAAACUAAGAAAUUUGGAAGUCGAUAAAACUUUGACAAAAGCUAAACAACAAUCGCAACUAAAGAGCAUGCUUCAGCAAAAAAAGAUGGCAUUGGCAAAUUAUUUUAAAACAUUAAAUCAUCUUGGAAUUUCUUAUAGAAUAGGUAUUUUAACUUGGAAAAAUCGAAAAAAUGAAAUCACAAACUUCAUGACUGUGCCUUUAGAUCUUCGAGAAAUACAAAGACUCACAUUUAUAAAGAGUAAAAAUGAAAAUAUGGACAAAGGACUAAUUGAACAGUGGUCUGGUUGUAAUAAAUAUUACUAUGAAUCUUUGAUUAAACUAAAUUUCCUUGAUAGCAUUUUAAAUUCAGGUAAAAGUGACCUCGAUAUACAUAAUGCUGAACGUUGUCGUGGUUUUUCAGUUCAUCUUGUAUUGCUGGCGCAUCGGCAAAAAGAAACGAUUGCAAACUUCUUUGAAAAGUUUCUUCCAUUAAAGAUUCAAGUAUCAAAUCUUAUAUUAAUGAUGGAAGAAAUUAAUAAAAAGAUUUCAAAUAGUAGUGUUAUACAAAAAAAUAUUUCAGAAAUUGUAGAAUCUAUCAAGCUGCUCAAAAUGUCUAAUACUUCCAAAGUUUUACAAGUAUUGGAAUUUAUAAAGAACAUCGGAAUUUCAGAAAUUUCUGUAUUUCUGGAAAUGAUAAAAAAAUCAUCUGAAAGAUUGGUUGAAUUAGAAAAAAUUCUUGAAUUUACAAAAUCAAUAGAUAUUUUAGACGUUUCUGAAAUUAUUUCUAUCUUAGAAAUUGCAAAAACUGGUGGAAUCUUAGAUAUUUCUCAACUAAUGGAAGUUUUAAAAAUAAUAAAUGAAAAUGUAACUAAAGAUUCUGACAAAAAUUAUGUUCCCAUGCAAAAGAACUUACAAGUUGUCAUAAAUAGUUUUCAGGAAUUAUUAGAAGUGUUACAGAUAUCUAUGAAACAAAUUAUAAUUUUUUUGGAGAGUUGUCCAAUGGAAUCCCUUACAGAAGAAACCCUUGAUUUAAAUGAAAUUACAAUUCCUGUUUUAAAAGAAAGGAAUGUUUUACAAAAUUCAAUUGUCUCAAUGAAAAACUCUUUACACUUAAUAACAGAUAUGGCAAACGAGCUGAAUUCAUGGACGAUAAUUUCAAAAAGAAUUGAAAAGUUAGGUCAAACUUUCUUAUUUCAUCAAAGACAUAUUGAUAUUCUUCAGUCAAAUUAUCAAAAAAUCAAUGAAGUUAGAAAACUAUUGAUUGACCUAAGAUCGGAACAGUCUGUUGAAUCCGAAAAUUUGAAAGAAUAUCAAGCCAAAUUGGAUGUAUUAGUUACACAAAUUCUUCUUGUUAUUCAGAAAAAAUUCAAAGAUAAAAAAUUAAUAAAAUCUUUAGAGAAAGAUAUUCCAGAUUUACGUUUAAAGACUGUAUCACAUAUAUUUGGAGACUUAUUGCAAAUUAUAUAUGAAUGUGAUGUUAAGUCUGCAAAUAACUGCAUAAGAUCACUUUUGCAGCAUCUACCUCUUAUCGAACAGUAUACAUUAUUUCUUCAUUUCUAUUUAUAUGAACAAGUGGCAUCUUUUCGUCUGACCUGCAAAUUCCUCUACCUUCAACUGAACGUCUUUUUGGAUUUAGCAACAAAUGGUUUUUGUCAACCAAAAGAUUUGAAUGCUCCUGAAGAUAAUCAAGAAGGUGAUACAGCUGAAGGAGGAAUGGGAUUGGCUGAAGGUGAGGGACAUAAAGACAUUUCAGAGAAAAUUGAAACUGAAGAUCAGUUAGAAGAAGUUAAAGGUCCAAAUGAAGAAGAAAAGGACAAUGAAAAGAAAGAUAUGAAGGAAGAAGAAAAGGGUAUAGAGAUGUCAGAAAAUUUUGAAGGUCAUGCGCAAGAACUUGAACGUGAAGAAGAAAAAAAUAAUGAGGAAAAUGAUGAUAUCGACAAGGAAAUGGAAAAUGAAAAAGAAGAAAGUGGAACAGGUGAAAAAACUGGUCAAGAAGAAUUAAGUGCAAAAGAUACAGAUGAAAACAAAAAUAAAGAUGACAAUGAAGAAAGAGAAUACAAUGAUGAAAGGAAAGAAGAAAAAAAAGAUAUCAAAGAAUUUCAAGAACCUGAAGUAAAUGAGGAUCAGAUAGAUCCUUAUCAUGGAAAGAAUCAACCAGAAAUAGAACCAGAAUCUUUUGAACUUCCAGAAGAUAUGAAUAUAGAUGAAGAAAUAAAAGAAGACAAUCCUGAAGAUAAAGAAGAAAAUCCCUUUGAUAUUGAUCAGAUGAAAGAAUCUAAAAUUCCAGAAAAAGAAGAUGAAAAAGAUGAAGAAAAAGAAAAUUCUGAAGGAAAUAAACAGGAAGAUUCUGAUGAAGAAGAUGACAAUGAAGAAGAAGAUCUAAAUGUGGACAAUAACAAAAGAAAGGAUGAAAAAGUUAUAAAUUCUGAAGAGGAUGAAAAAGAUGAUAUAAAGGAACAGGAUAUUGAAGACAAAAAUGAAACAAAGGAAGAUAAAGCAGCAGCUAGUUUUGAUACAAAUAGCAAAGAAGUUGAUGCUUCACAAGAAGUAGAAUCCAAAAAAGAUGGCUCUAGGGAUGCAGUAGAAAAUCAGUCAAAUGAGGAACAAAUGGAAAUAAACCCUACAGAAAGUAGUAUAGAUAAUAAAAACGAUAAAGGAACUGGUCAAUCACAAACGGAACAAAGUGAAGGACAUUCUGGUUCUAAACAGGAAAAAAUUUCACCUAUUUCUGGUGAGGAAAAAUCUUCGACACCUACUCGAAAACAAAGAAAACCAGGUCAAAGUGAUGAAAAUCGUAGUUUAUUUGAUGACAGUAAUGAACCUUCUAUGAAAAAAUUAAAAACUGAUGUAAUGCAACAAGACUUAGAUAGUCCAGAAGAAAAAAAGAAACCUGAAAAUGGUGAUAAAAGUGAAACUUACGAACAUAUUAAAAAUAAAGAGAAAUUUGAUGACUAUGUUUUUGAUGCUGCAACUGAGGAGCAAAUUAAAAAACAGGCAUCGAAUUUAGAAGAAGAUAAAAAGGACCAAAUGGAUGAUGAACUGGAAGAUGAUGAUGAUAUUAAGAUGCACGAAGAGUCAUCACUGAGCGAUCAAGAGAAAGAAACAAGAAAAGAACAACCACAGAAAGUCCUCGAAAAUAAAAGGGAAAAACCCACUAAUGUCAGAGGUGAAAAAUCAGAUGAUGUAGAACAAAUUGAGGUAGGAGGUGAAGUUGAAGGCAAAACAGUGGGGACAACUCGUGUUUUACGAGGAAAUGAAUCGACCAUUCACACAAAAUUAACAGAAACAGAAUCUCACGAGAUUUUUGUUGAUGACAUUGCACAAAAGAGAUCUGAAAUUGAAGAUAUGUUAAGUCAAUGGUCUCAAGGACCAUCCUCGGUAGAAGCAACAAAUGCUUGGAGUUCCAUAAGUGCAUUAACAGAAUCAGCUGCUAGGGAACUAUCAGAAAAAUUGCGAUUAGUAUUAGAACCGACAUUAAGUUCCCGAUUGAAGGGAGAUUACAGAACUGGUAAACGAAUAAACAUGAGAAAAGUAAUUCCUUAUAUUGCCAGUGAAUUUCGAAAAGAUAAAAUUUGGUUGAGGCGUACAAAACCAUCAAAAAGAGAUUAUCAAAUUGUAUUAGCUAUUGAUGACUCUAGUAGUAUGGCUGAUAAUCAUUCAAAAGAAUUGGCAUUUGAGUCCCUUUCAUUAAUUGGCAAAGCUAUGACCUAUUUAGAGGUUGGUCAACUUGCUGUUAUUAAUUUUGGGGAACAUGUAAAUAUCCUUCAUUCUUUCGGGGAAAACUUUACAGAAGAAAGUGGUGCCAGAUUAAUUCAAGAAAUUAAAUUUGAACAGAAAAGAACAAUGAUUGGUCAACUGCUUGAUUUCACAGUAGAAAUGUUCACAUCGCAAUGCAGUUCUUCCGACAAUGCAAAACUAGUAACCAUUUUGUCAGAUGGUAGAGGAAUAUUUUCCGAAGGAACAGAAAAAGUUACAGCAGCUGUGAGGAGGGCUAAAUUACUGAAUAUUUUCCUCGUUUUUAUAAUAAUUGAUAAUCCUCUUAAUAAGGAUUCCAUACUCGACAUAAGAAUGCCAAUUUUUGAGGAUGGUAAAUUAUUAGGUAUACGUUCUUAUAUGGAUAACUUUCCAUUUCCAUUUUAUAUUAUUCUUCGAGAUUUGAAUACUUUACCUGUUGUGCUAAGCGAUGCAUUACGACAGUGGUUCGAAAUUGUAGGCAGAAUUGAUACAUGA
Eufriesea mexicana is the source of this 7533-nucleotide messenger RNA. Its product is annotated as midasin-like. The transcript is spliced from 12 exons. Gene Ontology annotation, cellular component: nucleus; preribosome, large subunit precursor. The record is from RefSeq and is a predicted model, not a curated record. Gene Ontology annotation, biological process: ribosomal large subunit assembly; ribosomal large subunit export from nucleus. NCBI's taxonomy places the organism in Eukaryota, Metazoa, Arthropoda, Insecta, Hymenoptera, Apidae. The coding region runs from base 1 to 7533 and encodes 2510 amino acids.